AGAAGCAGAGGAGAUUAAGAUCAGAAACCGGAGGAGUUUCAUUACCAGUCAAAAACUUUAUGCCAUACACACCUACCGCAUCUUCAUCCAAGGAACCCACUACUCCUGACAGUCAAACUAUGCAGCAACCCGUGGCUCCAACCGCCGCAGGGACAGCAUGGGUAGCACCUCCAGCUACAAGUCAUUCAAGGAGAAGGAACGAGAGAUUGCUAAUUCCUACUCGUCCAUCCCGGUCGCCCCUAACAACAAGUCCUCCUACUCCUCCAUCUCAACCGUUGGUGGUAGGGGUGUCCACAAGGAUAACAAGGAGAACAUCGGGGGUUCCAUCACUGUCUUGGGAGCGCCCAGCAGUGCACCAGGCUUCAGUGGUACCAGCGUCACUAGUCCAGGAGUGAACAACAUCAGCACCAUCAGCUCCAUCAGUAGCAUCAACAGCACCCCUAGUCCAGCAGUUCAACCGAUGCAGUCAACCUACGGCCAGCCUGGCAACGCCCCUCCAAUGCCACAACCUCCUCCGUCAGCUACCCUACCUCCACCUAACAUGCCAGACUUCUCCAAGCCUCCGCCAGGGAUGCCCCCGCCCGGGAUGGGUCCUCCGGGGAUGGGGCCAAGGGGCCCUCCUCCAGGACCACCUCCGCCCCAUAUGACAGGGCCCCCUCCUAACAUGGGAGGACCCCCAUCGAAUCUACCCCCUCCAAACUUCUCAGGGCCACCACGACCGAUGUUUGGAGAUGGUAAUUAUCCACCACAGUCUGGAGGCCCUCCUAUGUCGGGCCCCCCUAUGUCGGGCCCACCACCCCCAAUGGGCAUGCACGGUGGUCCCCCGCCCCCCAACAUGGGCCCACCUCCUAUGGGCAUGGGGAGGGGGCCCCGCCCUCCAAUGGGUGGUCCCCCACCCAUGAUGGGGAUGCAAGGACCCCCACCUAGAAUGGGAGGCCCUCCUCCACCAGGCCCACAUGGACCCCCACCGAUGGGACCCCCUCCUGGAGGCAACUGGAACAGACCGCCCCCUCCCUUUGGAAGACCAGAUGGACCUCCACCACCCUUCUACGACCAGCCCCUUCCCAUGGGCCCAGGAAUGGGACCAGGACCAGGACCGGGUCCAGGUCCAGGUCCUGGUGGCCCACCUAUUGGGUCUGGACCCCCUCCUCCUCUGUCUGGAUCCGCAGGUAUGGCACCCAAGUCUGGGGAGUCCAAGGCUUACUCUCAGUUCAAGUCUAACUGGGCUACUAGUAACCGAGGCAGUGAUUCAGAAAGUGAUAUCAGCAGUGGCAGUGAAGAUCGUAAAGAGUCCGACUAUGACAGAGACAUCAGGGAAUUCAGUAAAUUCCUCAACAGUAAAGCGGAGGCAGACAAGGUGAGAGAAUUCAGCAGGGAAAGACGAGAUAGGCCAAGCAGAGACAGAAGCCCGGACCGAAGCCGGGACAGGAGUAGAGACAAAACCAGAGAACGAGAUCGGGACAGGGACCGCGAUCGGGAUAGGGACCGGGAUCGUGACAGGGAUAGGGAGGGCAGGGACAGAGACCGGGAAACAAGAGACAGAGAUCGAGAGCGCGAUCGGGGCGAUCGCGAGCAUUCCAGCCGGAGUCGAGACCUGAGUCGCGAUCUCGAGCGGGAUCGUGAUCGGGAUAAGGACAAGGAGAGAGAGAAACGACUCAAGGAGAAAGAGGAAGAUAAAGAUGACAGAGUUAGAGAUCGUUACAAGGAUUCCAGGCACAAAUCGUCAAGAAGGAAACGAGAUGACGAAGACGACAAGUACAGCUCAUCACGUCACAGGCACAGACACUCCCGUCGGGAUAGGGAUAAAGAAGGGGGUGAAGAGUACGAGGUGCUAGAUGCUGCCAGCGGAGAUGAUGAUCUCAAUCCAUCUCUAGUGGGUAAUGCAUACCAUUCAGACUAGACCCCUCCCCUAUACCCCCCUCCCCUCCCAAGGAUUCAAACCCACCUUCCUCAAAAGGUUUUGUUUCAAAGGUACACUUAGCAUCUCACCUUGGUUUUUUCUAGAGGGCAUUUGAAAAGCGGUUUAAUGCUUAAUUUGGAACUCUUCUGGAAUCGUUAAAAGAAAGAAGGAACCUAUGCAGCUUUCUGUAUUUCUUUUCCCAACCUUUUAGGAUUCACAACUUGAAUAUUUUCAGUUUUUCCGCGCCCUGGGGGUCAUAUUCCUUGAAACCUUUCCCAAUCAAAGUAUUUCCACAUCACACCUAUUGUACUGCAUUUGCCAUUUGGGUAUGGCAAGUUGAAUUCAGGAACAAUAGAAAUUGUAUUUCAGUAGCAUCUCCACUCUACUUUGUCCAAAGAAUUCUUUUAGAAAGGAAUUCAACAUGGAAUUCCACCGUAAGAAUUUAAUACCUGUAUGUUGUACAUACUGUAUAGUGUAAAUAUAUUGCAAUUUUUAAUGCUGAUUGUCUGAAUAUCCUGGAAUAUCCCUGAAUAUGUCUACGAAGAUGGAGACAUUGGUAAUCAAGAUCGUAUUUGAUUUCAAGAAAUAUAGACCAUCCCCUAAACACAAUAUGUUGCCAACUACAUCAUUGUUGUUGUAUGUAUACCUGUAUUUGUAAUGCUUUUACAAUCAUUCAGCCUACUAGUGCAUUCUUGAGUCACAGACGUCAUCUACUUUUAUAGGAUCAUUUAAAUAAAUCUUAAUUUCUCUGAAUCCCCUCCCGCUUUGGUCAUGAUCAGGGACUGUGCAAACAUAGUGUGUUGAUCAUUUAUAAACUGUCAUGACAUUGAUUGGUUGUAGACAUGUUCUUUAACCUUUGUAGCAAAGAAUGAAUUCCUAUAAAACCAGAAACUUUCAUGAAUUUUGUGAGAGGUGUAAAUCUGUGAAAUGAAUGAGCUGCACUUGUCUCAAGAUCUUGCAAUUUUUGAAAGAUUCAUUUUGCAAAAGUUACCAAUUAUUUAGUAGAUCCCUAACACAAUCUUCUCACAAAGUAUGAGAGCAAAUAUUUGGAAUUUCAGGGCAUGGAGUGUACAUUCAUGAACAUUUACUUCAUACCCAUUGAAGUCUAAUGUAACAUGGAAUGUGAUUAGCCAAAUGAACAUGUCUACUGUCACUACAGUAUUUGGAAAUGAAGCUUAAGUAGCAACAUACAAAAUCAGAAUUACUCAAAUAGUAGACUAUUGACUAUGAAAUCACAAGUAACAGCAGCAAUGCACAGGUUUGUCCAGUAUUUCAAGCAAAGCCCAGGAUUUUUCAAGUGAUUGAUUCUACCUUUAAUCCAGCCAAGGCUAUUUGAAUGUUAAGUAACUGAUUAAAUUCCACAAUUUUAAAUUAAAUUCAUUUGAGUGGCCGAAGAAGAUAACAGGAAUAUUUAUCGGUAGAGUGGAGGGUUUGGUACAUCAGAGUUAUUUGUCAUUGAAAAUGGAAAAAGGGAUAAUUUGUUGAUCAUGUCUGUUUGAAAAUUACUCAUUUUCUUCUGUGAAUUUGUUAUUUCAGGAUCAGAAUAAAGAACUUUGUAUGCAACUGAAGAUAGAACAGAGACAAUGAUUUACAUUUGAUCCUUCUGCGACUGGGAUGUAUUUUGACAUCUAGCAACUGUUGAACCUCUCAAACGGGGUUGAAAUGAAAAUUAUCGUCUGUCACAUGUAUGUAAGCUGCAGCAUUGUGUCCAUGCAUAAACAGAAAGAGAAUAA
Molecule: messenger RNA, 3633 nt
Organism: Strongylocentrotus purpuratus (purple sea urchin)
Lineage: Eukaryota; Metazoa; Echinodermata; Echinoidea; Camarodonta; Strongylocentrotidae
Product: cleavage and polyadenylation specificity factor subunit 6
Exons: 10
Coding region: 158-1900 (580 amino acids)
Source: RefSeq, a predicted model, not a curated record